Molecule: messenger RNA, 4679 nt
Organism: Gekko japonicus
Lineage: Eukaryota; Metazoa; Chordata; Lepidosauria; Squamata; Gekkonidae
Gene: CSE1L
Product: CSE1 chromosome segregation 1-like (yeast)
Exons: 25
Coding region: 113-3028 (971 amino acids)
Biological process (GO): protein export from nucleus; protein import into nucleus
Cellular component (GO): cytosol; nuclear envelope
Molecular function (GO): nuclear export signal receptor activity; small GTPase binding
Source: RefSeq, a predicted model, not a curated record
CUUACCGAGGUUUGAAUGUGAAGCGGAGCUGUAGCUGUAGGAGGCGUUGCUGCUGCUACUCCAGUCGCCACCGCCGCCAGUGUUGUCGGGAGACCCGUCAGGUUCUAUAGUUAUGGAGCUGAGUGAUGCCAAUUUGCAGACUCUGACUGAAUAUUUGAAGAAGACGCUAGAUCCUGAUCCCGCUAUAAGGCGUCCUGCGGAAAAAUUCCUUGAAUCUGUCGAAGGAAGCCAAAAUUACCCACUGCUACUCUUAACGCUGCUAGAGAAGUCACAAGAUAAUGUUAUCAAAGUCUGUGCCUCUGUCACAUUCAAGAAUUACAUCAAAAGGAACUGGAGAAUUAUCGAAGAUGAACCAAACAAAAUCUGUGAAACAGACAGGAUAGCCAUUAAAGCCAACAUAGUACACCUGAUGCUUAGCAGUCCAGAACAAAUUCAAAAACAGUUAAGCGAUGCGAUCAGCAUCAUUGGUAGAGAAGAUUUCCCUCAGAAGUGGCCUGACCUCCUGACAGAAAUGGUGAACCGCUUUCAGAGUGGAGACUUCCAUGUUAUUAACGGAGUCCUUCGCACAGCACACUCUUUAUUUAAAAGGUACCGUCACGAAUUUAAAUCAAAUGAACUGUGGACGGAGAUCAAACUUGUCCUUGAUGCCUUUGCACUACCACUGACAAAUCUUUUUAAGGCCACAAUUGAGCUUUGCAGUACUCAUGCAAAUGAUGCCAGUGCUUUGAAAGUGCUCUUCUCCUCUCUGAUUCUGAUUGCUAAGCUGUUCUACAGUUUAAAUUUUCAGGAUCUUCCUGAAUUUUUUGAAGAUAACAUGGAAACCUGGAUGAUGAAUUUCCACAACCUUUUAACUUUGGAUAACAAACUCUUACAGACAGAUGAUGAAGAGGAAGCUGGUCUACUAGAGCUUUUGAAAUCCCAAAUUUGUGAUAAUGCAGCCUUGUACGCCCAAAAAUAUGAUGAAGAAUUUCAGCCUUACCUUCCGCGUUUUGUCACAGCAAUCUGGAAUUUAUUAGUCACAACUGGUCAAGAAGUUAAAUAUGAUUUGUUGGUAAGCAACGCAAUUCAGUUUCUGGCUUCAGUUUGUGAGAGACCCCAUUAUACACACCUUUUUGAAGACCAGAAUACGCUGACGAGUAUUUGCGAGAAAGUCAUUGUUCCCAACAUGGAAUUCAGAGCGGCUGAUGAAGAAGCUUUUGAAGAUAAUUCUGAAGAAUAUAUCCGAAGAGACUUGGAAGGAUCUGAUAUUGAUACCAGACGUAGAGCAGCUUGUGAUCUAGUGCGGGGUUUAUGCAGAUUUUUUGAAGGACCUGUGACAGGGAUCUUCUCUGGUUAUGUUAACUCUAUGCUGCAAGAAUAUGCAAAGAAUCCAUCUGUCAACUGGAAACAUAAAGAUGCUGCUAUUUACCUUGUAACAUCUUUGGCCUCAAAAGCUCAGACACAAAAGCAUGGAAUAACACAAGCCAAUGAGCUUGUAAAUCUCACAGAGUUUUUUGUGAACCAUAUUCUACCAGAUCUCAAGUCUCCUAAUGUGAAUGAAUUUCCUGUGCUGAAAGCGGAUGGUAUCAAGUACAUCAUGAUUUUCAGGAACCAAGUAAGUUGUAGUAUUAGUCUGAAUUCUGAAUGGCUAUUAGCCACAAGGUAUAGAGCAGAAAGUAUUGUAGUUCAUACAUAUGCGGCUCAUGCACUUGAAAGACUAUUUACAAUGAAAGGGGCGAACAACACAACACUAAUUACAGCUGCAGAGAUGGCUCCAUAUGUUGAAAUUCUGCUAACAAACCUUUUCAAAGCCCUGGCACUUCCGGGAUCAUCUGAAAAUGAAUAUAUUAUGAAAGCCAUCAUGAGAAGCUUUUCAUUGCUUCAGGAAGCCAUCAUUCCUUAUAUCCCUUCUCUCAUCACUCAGCUUACGCAGAAACUGCUUACUGUCAGUAAGAAUCCAAGCAAGCCUCACUUCAAUCAUUACAUGUUUGAAUCAAUUUGCUUGUCAAUAAGGAUAACUUGCAAAGCCAACCCCACUGCAGUUGGAAGCUUUGAAGAGGCGUUGUUCAUGGUGUUCACCGAAAUCCUGCAGAAUGAUGUGCAAGAGUUCAUUCCGUAUGUGUUUCAAGUGAUGUCUCUACUGCUGGAGAUGCAUAAAAAUGAUAUCCCGUCAUCCUACAUGGCCUUGUUCCCACAUCUGCUUCAGCCAGUCUUGUGGGAGAGGUCAGGAAACAUUCCCCCUCUGGUGAGACUCCUUCAGGCCUACUUGGAAAGAGGUGCCAAUACGAUAGCAAGUGCCGCAGCUGACAAAAUACCUGGACUGCUAGGGGUGUUCCAGAAACUUAUUGCCUCUAAGCUUAAUGACCACCAAGGAUUCUAUCUUCUCAACAGUAUUAUAGAACAUAUGCCUCCUGAGUCCAUUGAUCAGUACAGGAAGCAAAUUUUCAUUCUGCUAUUCCAAAGACUUCAGAAUUCCAAAACAACAAAAUUUAUCAAAAGUUUCUUAGUCUUUAUCAACUUGUACUGUGUAAGAUACGGAGCAAUCGCACUUCAAGAAAUAUUUGACAGUAUACAGCCAAAGAUGUUUGGAAUGGUUUUGGAGAAGAUCAUCAUACCAGAAAUACAGAAAGUGUCUGGGCAAGUAGAAAAGAAAAUCUGUGCAGUUGGCAUCACAAAAAUACUCACUGAAUGUCCUCCUAUGAUGGACACGGAGUACACAAAACUCUGGACACCUCUGCUUCAGGCCCUCAUUGGUCUCUUUGAGUUGCCCGAAGAUGACACCCUUCCAGAUGAAGAACACUUCAUUGACAUAGAAGACACACCCGGAUACCAGACUGCGUUCUCCCAACUCGCCUUUGCUGGGAAAAAAGAACACGAUCCAGUGGGCCAAAUGGUGAACAACCCUAAAAUCCACCUUGCACAGUCUCUUCAUAAAUUAUCUACUGCAUGUCCAGGCAGGGUGCCCUCAAUGCUGAGCACAAGCCUGAAUGCGGAAGCUUUACAGUUUCUCCAAGGAUACUUACAGGCUGCGAGUGUCACAUUGCUCUGACCUCUCGUUUCUGGCAUCAGAGGAUCAGAGUUUCAAAAUUGUGUCAAAAUCCGCCGAUACUGACUGUCUCCUAAGCAAAGCUCGGAGAGGACGAAGCAAGUUGCUCCUUCAAAAACACUUUGUCGAAUUGUUUGCUUGACGCAGAAUCUGAAAGAUUUCAUUCACACGACCAUAGAUAAAGAAGCAAAAGUGACUUUCCCAUUCCCAGUUUGCUUUCAAAGGGAAAUAGUAAAUAGGAGUUUCUCAUUUUGGGAUCGAUUGGGGUUCCACAUCUGCUGUGUUUGGGGUAACAUUUUAAAAGGUAUAGAGCACUGGCUGCAAAACUCAUUUUGUGUCACUAAAAAUCUUUUUUUCUCCAGUUUGUCAUUUUUAUUUCUGUUUGUGUCUUUAAACUUUAUCUGAAUUGUGAAUAAAUAAGUUCUUGUUUAAAGGGUCUGCCUAGCAAUGUAUGUCUUACUCUGUUAGAAUAAAUUGUAACAGUCUGCAAAUGAUGCCAUUGGUCCCAUGCCAUACGCAGUGUGUGUAACUUUGUUUGUCAUCCUGGCACUAUUCAUGAUGAAGUUAAAAUUGUAUUUGAAGGGGCACCUUCAUAGUAUUCUGACUUCCACUGGCAGAAGUGUAAGGAGUGUUCCUUUACAAAAACACUCAAAUCCUUUCAGGAAAUUCAUAGCUAUUUAAAAAAGUAAUAAAUGUCUAUUAAAUGUAAUCCAUGCAGGUGGUUCUUGUUAAGCAACUAUGUUCAGUUAUCUUUGAGGCUUGCUGGUGUUCUUCAGUUUAAUAUCCAAACACUGAAAAUCUGUGGUAAACAGAACUCCAUAUAUCACUGAAUUUUGUUUUGAGGAGAAUGAUCAGCUAGUUUUAAUAGGGAUGGGGAGUAUCUGGGAGUCUUUUAUCCAGCGAAGCUGGUUUGGGGUUUCAAAUACUCAGAAGCCAAUAAAGAAAAUAGGAAGGGGGAGGAGGUAACAGCCUCUUAGUGGUUCCUCUAAUGAAUGUCGUUGAGUUGACGAAGACUGAAAAGACCUUCGCAAGUUAAAAGUGCAAUAUAAAUAGGAGAGCUAGAAGUUUUCCCAGAGGUAUGAAACUUGGCAUUCCUUGAAAGUAAAAACCAUGCCACUUUCCUGUUAGAAGCCUGAGGCCCAGAGAAUGUUGUGGUGAUUCAUACUGCCAUUCUGCUGGUGAAGGUAAGUGUGGACCUGUGUGGGGAGACUGGUUCUCAUGCCACUUUAUGUAGGAAGAAUAGGACAAGGAUAUCAACCUCUUUUUAAAGAAAGUAUGUUGAAAUUCUUUUCUGCUGGGGACUUGCAAUUAGGAAUGUUGGAAGUGCCAGAGAUGGGUUCUGAUAUAGCACAGUCCAGGUAGCAAGAAUCCUUGAAUUUUUAUUUAUGAUUUUGAAUAUCUUAGUUCCCUGCGGUAUAAAAAGCUUUUACUUUAAACGCGAGGCCUGUUUACAUGAAAUAUUCCCCCCCCCCUCCUUUAGCCUUUCUUAGGUACAUGUUGACAUAAGAAAACGUAAUGUCUGAACUGGGCAACAACCACAGAUAAGUGGCUGGCUGCAGUUUCAGUUGCUAUGGAGGCUGCUGCGAUCACGAGAAUCGCUGCCGGCUCACCAAUAUAGCAGGGUGGCGAUGGGGGGGGGGGUUAUGACCGCUUG